Pseudovirgaria hyperparasitica is the source of this 1112-nucleotide messenger RNA. RefSeq lists its product as uncharacterized. Lineage: Eukaryota; Fungi; Ascomycota; Dothideomycetes; Acrospermales; Acrospermaceae. The record is from RefSeq and is a predicted model, not a curated record. The transcript has 2 exons. The coding region runs from base 56 to 1081 and encodes 341 amino acids.
CCUACAAGUGAACUCUAUAUAAGACAAACAAUUAAGACGUAUCGGUCGGUUGAAUAUGAUGUUGAGCUAUUCAGUAGCUGCUGGACUCAUCGCCAGUGCUGUUGCAGUUCCAUUAUCUCCAGAUCACCAUUCUGGACGUCUCGAAACCAUAUACCAAUUCCCUAACCACACGUGGCUAGAAUCUAUAGCUGUACGAAACAACGAGAACAUACUCACUGGUGCCAAUAUCAAUCUGAAAGGGCUAUACAACAUAGAUCCUUCCCUUCCACAGGAAUCGAAAGCCAGACUUAUAUACCAGUCAGAUCGAUCUUCGACCUUUGGCAUCACGGAACUGGGGUCGGACAUAUUCGCAUUCACCGUUGGAGACUUCAAUUUCACCGACGUAACAUCCACACCUGGGACAUGGGAUGUCUAUCUUGCCGAUCUUAGAAAUUUCAAUACUCGCACUGGUCAAGGGGCAAAGAUUGAAAGAGCUGCUCAUGUUCACGAUGCCGCAGUACUCAACGGAUUGGCCACGCUUGACGCUGGGAGGGGUAUUAUACUAGCAUCUGACUCCCUCAAAGGAGUUAUCUGGAAAAUUGAUACCAAAAGCGGCGCCGCAGAGAUCUUCUUGGAUGAUCCUGCCUUGAAACCCGUUCAGGAUGGAACGUCUCUACUCCUUGGCAUCAACGGUCUCAAGGUCCAGAACACUGAUAUCUACUUUACGAAUAGCUUUCAGCAACUCUAUGGUCGUGUCAAACUUGACAGGAAAGGGGAAAUCGUCGGAGAGGUAGAGAUACUGGCUCAAGGCUUUUUUGCCGAUGAUCUGGAUGUCGACGCUCACGGUGAUGCUUAUAUUGGAACAAACAUUGGGAACUCUAUCAUACAAGUAACACCAGAUGGCCGGGAACGUGUGGUUGUAGGCGCACAGAACUCCACGGAAGUCUACGGUCCUACUUCUGUGGCAAUUUCGGACCACAACCCGGGCGCUCUGUAUAUAGCUACCUCGGGUGGUUUUGCGGCUCCUUUGGGUGAAUUUAUCGAGGGUGGAAAAGUUCUCUCAUAUGAUUUGAGGCCCCAAAACGGUCAUCUAGGAAAGUAGAUAUGCAUUUAAUUGUUCUGUAGAGAUCAAC